AUGCUCGACGGCGCUUCGCCGCGAUGUGCCAUGCAUGGAAACAGCCGACCGCAUUACUGCAACCGAGAACAUGUCGGCAUUCCACGAGUACGCCAGGUUCAACGCAUCCUCCACGACAAGCGGCAUUGCCACAUGCGCGUCAUCGACCUUUGGGGGUGUCCACAGGAGAACAAUAUUGGCACCCCAAAAUCGCGUUGUGAGCAUCAACAACAAAUGACGAUGAUGCAGCAACGGAACGAAGCAUGGCGACUCCCCAGUGGGCGCAGCGUCCUGCAGGAAAAGCUCUGCAGACGUGGAGGAUAG
Trypanosoma grayi is the source of this 303-nucleotide messenger RNA. RefSeq lists its product as hypothetical. The record is from RefSeq and is a predicted model, not a curated record. Lineage: Eukaryota; Euglenozoa; Kinetoplastea; Trypanosomatida; Trypanosomatidae. The coding region runs from base 1 to 303 and encodes 100 amino acids. The transcript has a single exon.